GUCGUAGCGACGAUCCGCUCGAACUCGAUCGCCGCGUGGUCGCACGCUCGCGAUCUUAUUUUCCAUUGACAGGUGCGUUUAGUGAUGCGCGUAGUGUGUUUCUUCUAGGCUAAAUCCUAUUCUUCAAGCUUCCCGUGGUAUCGCGGCGGAUUUCAUCGAUCGGUCGUUCGUGUAUCGCGAUCUCUAUCGACCGCCAGUGACCUCAAGAAACUUUGGAGAUCAUCGGUCUUGGAAAUAAUCGAAACUCCCAUCGUACAUUUGCCAUCGAUCUUACCCUGAGGAUCCGGUCGCCGCCCCGCGCGGUCUAAGCCGACAGUGCGUCAACCCGCAGUGUGACCGUGUAACUGGCGUGUAAACACUUCGUUAAGGGGUGGUAAAAGUGUCGUAGGGUGCUAACGAGACGGCGCCCAGACGCGCGUCUACUGGCGUUCGUUCACGCGUCAACGAGCCUCCCCUCGGUGCAGAGCGCGAACACGGAGUGCCGGUGCCGCUCGGUGUCGUUCGUUCGGUUCGUUGGGGAUAUCGCGAAACGGAAGAGGCUCUUCAAGUCGGGGAGAUUCGAUUCUGCAGGAAAGUUACGGAGGAGGCGAACGGAUACGAGGAGGAAUAAGUGAAGGCGCAUUAGGGGAUCGGAGCGGACGGAAGGGAAGAGCAGCGGAAGAAAGGCGAAGCAACGAGAAAACGCUACGGGGAAACCGAAGCUGCGCCUCCGGCUAGAUAGGACCACCUCUAUAGAUCUAUAUGCACGGUAAAGUCGCGGCGAUAGAGGAGAGCCCCGGCCACUACGACGUGUAUCUGGGUCAUACACCCGUCCUCUCUAGUUGUAGCCGCUGUCGUUGUUCGUUUUCCAUAAUUUCGCGAGAUUAGUUGGCAAAAACCGCUGGGAAACGUCCGCAGACCGUGAGACCAAGUGCUCGCAGUCCGUAAUUAAAACGUACGUAAACAAAGGGGACUGUGAGCGUUGAGGAUCCAGAGUGUCGAUAUCCAUCCGCGAUGUUAUCCGCUAGAGGAGGAAAAAGAACGAAGAUUGUUCUGGAGUUCCGUUAAGCGAAACAUGCAAUUAUACCGAGUCCUUCCGCUUGUUAUCGAUGGAAACAUCGUAGUGUCCGGAUUAGUGAUGCGGUAGACUCGGACGAGUAUCGAUACUUAACGCGAGGAUCUCCGACGGAAGGGUGCAUCCGGCUCGUUUCCGCCAGUGCAGUUUUUUCAAGGAUUCCGAACUCAGCAGUUGACAAGCGAGGUCCUGUUCAUCGCUCCUUAAUGACGCUGACUCUCCACACCUUUACGCUCGGUGGAAUUAUCAUCAGCCCGGUUGCUAUCAAACAGGUCGCUAAAUUGUUUGCGUAGGUCGGUGACGCGUCGUCCGGCAACCCGAUACCAGUGACCGUAACGAGCUGUUACGUCGUUACACGCGGUGCCGAGACAGGAAACAAAAAAAAGAGGGCCGGGAAACAGCAGAGAGAGGCUGCUCUGUCUCUCCCCCGGGGACAAUCCCGGCCAAACAAGCACCACGCGAGAACUAUUAUCCGCGGAAGAGCAAUCGCCUCGGCCGCGAGGGCUGGUUUCUCUUUGGAGAACGGCCGCACACGCUGGAUAGAGUCCGGGGGUUGGUAAAUAAUGAACCGCCGCAGUCAUUUGUCAUGCUCACCGCGAGGCCAACGAAUGCUCGAAGUAGCCUGGAUCAAGUAAAUGGAAGAGUGCAACACGGUCAUUGUAACGGAAAGCUGGUAACGUUCUUCGGUGCUCGGUGCUCGGUGCGUCGUGAUUCAGCUGUCCCGUGGUCAGUCAAGAUUGCUCUCGAGGAAUCCUCGAGAUUAUACUCGCGGAUAGAUGGUUAGAGGAUAAAGAGGUCCAAACUGGCGCUUCGAUCUACGUGGAAAAAGCAAUCGAUGUCGCCGCGGUCAUUGAAAUGCGAUCAACGAUUGUGUCGCGGGACGGUCAGCCAGACCGGGCCGGUUGUCCGAGCAGGCUUUAUCGACGCGACAGAUAGCGGCGUAUGAAAGCGUGCUGCGUAGCUCCAUGAGAGUGAUUAUACCCGAGGAUCGCGGCAGAACGUUUAUCCCUUUUGUGUGGCCGUGCCGGUGUUGCAGCACGUGGUAGUUAGUGAAUCAUGAGACGACGCAACAACGGUUCGAGCAACGCCGGUUGUUGCUUCCAGUCGAGCAGGAGGGCGGGUCGCAACGGAUGCAACGACGCGGAGGGAAACGAACUGCCCGGAUGGUGCAUUUACGCGACGGUCGCCGUGGUCGCCGUCGGGUGCUACUUGAACGCGUUAGGCGGUGACUUCGUGCACGACGAUAUACCGGCGGUCGUCAGGAACAAAGACGUGCUCGCCCAGACACCCUGGACCAGCGUGUUCAAGGACGAUUUUUGGGGCACCCCGAUGCACGACAUCAACAGCCACAAGAGCUACAGACCGCUGACCACGUUGACAUUCCGGUUGAACUACCUGAUGUCAGGAUUAACACCAAGCUGGUAUCACGCGACGAAUAUUGCCUUGCACGCCAUUGCAUGCGUUUUGGUCACAAGAGUGAGCUUAGUUGUGGCAGCGCUGCGUCCUGGAUUCGCAGCCCUGACAGGACUGCUGUUUGCCGCUCAUCCUGUGCACACUGAAGCGGUGACUGGCAUCGUAGGACGCGCGGACGUGCUCGCCUGUAUUUUCUUCCUGUUGUCCUUUCUUGCUUAUCAUGGGCAACAGACGACUUACGUGUGGAGCAGCGUGUGCCUCGGGGCGCUGUCGAUGUUAGCCAAGGAAACCGGCAUUACUGUUUUGCCUCUAAACCUUCUUUACGACCUCUGUCGCUCCUGGCAUUCAAUCAAGAGAUCUAUUUUCGAGGCCAGAUGGAACGACGACUCCAGACAUUUUUCCCGACGUGCUGCGGCUCUGUUAGUCUCGUUCGGGGUGCUGUUAGUUGUACGACUCGCCCUCCUUCACGGCGCUUUACCGAAGUUCUCGCCGCAGGAUAAUCCGGCAGCUUUUCAUCCCUGUUUCCACGUCAGGUUAUUGACGUUCUGUUAUCUGGCCGCGCUGAACUGCUGGCUGCUGCUCUGUCCGGCGACUCUCUCGCACGACUGGCAAAUGGGAUCCGUUCCUUUGGUCGCUUCGUUGGCCGACACCAGGAACAUGGCCACCUGCCUGUUUUUCGGCGGUUGCCUCAUCCUCACGUACAAAGCCUUCACGGACUUCGAGCAACAGAGGCACCCGCCCCUUCUUCUUGGUUGGAUGUUCCUGGUACUGCCGUUCCUGCCCGCAUCCAACCUUUUUAUUACCGUUGGAUUUGUCGUUGCGGAACGAGUACUGUACAUGCCUAGUGUCGGAUGGAUCCUUCUCGUUGUAUACGGGAUGCAAAUUACCUGGACGGCCGUUUCACGUAGAAGGAGCUUAAUAGCAGCGGGAAUAACGCUUCUUCUGAUCUUAGGGUGUUACAAAACUGUCCUUCGAAACAGAGACUGGACAUCUAGAGAAACGUUGCUCAGAGCGGGCUUGCGGUCUCUUCCCCACAACGCCAAGAUGCAUUACAACUUCGCUAACUUCCUCAGAGACAUGUCGCAACCGAACCAUGCGAUUCUGCAUUACCAGCUGGCCCUUUGGCUAUGGCCAACGUACGCCAGUGCGCAUAACAACCUAGGUACACUCACGAUGGGCGACCAAGCGGAGCAACACUUUUUGGCAGCGAUAAACGCUCAACCGGGACACGUGAAUGCUCAUUAUAACCUCGGUCAACUUUACAGAAAAACGAACAGAACAGAAGAGUGCAUACGAAUGUUACAAAAGUGUGUGUCGCUGGAUCCGGCGUACACACCGGCGUAUCUAGUUCUGGCGAGACUGGCGACUGGACCAACGGCCGGUGUUCUUCUCAGACACGUUGUCCGGUUGCAACCCCAAAGUCCGGACCAUCUCGCGGAAUAUGCUUCCUGGUUGUACCAAAACGGCAAAUGGUUACCCUCUCUGAAGUACUAUCUAAAAGCCAUGGAAUUGUCGCCCUCGCACAGAUCGUCGCUCCUGGGAACGGUCAGGAUCCUGAGGUCGCGAGGUCAGUGGUCAAGAGUGCAGCAGCUCAUCACCAGAUGGCACCUGAUGCUACGAGCGAAACGGGGUGGACUCAUAUAUCGCGGCGAUCUUUAUAUACGCGCGUGGCAGCUACAGAGCGAAUCGCGUCGUCAAGCACACCAGCAUCAAGCAAAUCUUUGUCUGUCGGAGGGCGGUUGUUCGACACCGCGUGUCGCCAGUGUGUCGGUGCAGCUCGAGCAGGACAGCAACAAGUCGGAACAGCUGGAGCGGGCUCCCCGUUGUAGCGUACGUACCUGUAGACAGUCGAGAAAGGGAAAAGCACGCAUGACGGCACCGGCCCUCCUAGUUCAGAACCUUUUGGAGACGCUCUAGCUCCCUCGUACCUUCAUCUGAACUCCCCGAUCCCCUCGGCCAGUUUCACGCGCGUCGGCUUAACGAGACAGCCAACGGGAUAACGAGCUUCGGUGGACUCGAAACUCUCGCGAAAAAUUCCUCUCCGCGCCCCCUGCCAAGGGAAGGGGUCGCAAGUGCUGUAUCCGUCUCGGGCCCUCGAGAUUUCCGUGCUUACCCGUGUGACACGUGCUACUCUUUAGUGAACGAUGCACGUAACGCGAGGAAAAUGACGGAGAGACGCGCGAUUCGGCAUUGAAUCCCGAUGUUAGGUGUCUACGGAGCAUCCCGGCUGUGUUACGGAGAAGCUAAACGUUUGCACCGAAGUGGACCAAACGCUUCGAGCAGUCUCGUGCGAGAUACACAGGAUCGAGGGAAAACUGCGAGCGAAUGGAGCGUCGCUCGAAUACGACGGUAAUCCUUGCGCGAGCCCACGAGAGGCGAACGCCCGACGCUGGUAAUAUAGUUACUAUCCGUAGUGUCGAGAUGUUUCUAUAAAUAUUCGCUGUACUUCGAGUGUGCUUUCAACGUUUCCCGAGGAACAGUGCACGUACCAAUGACACCGUUCGUUCUUUCGAAGUAUUCCCUCAGUGCACGUUGCACAGACAACACUGAACAAGUAACGAAGAUCACGCGAUUGUCGACAUUAACAUUGCAUGUGUUUCCUUCGGUACAAAUUUGCUCGAGUAGGUCCUUCAAAGCCUAAGAGAGCAACGCUCGAUUUGUAUUUAAGUAACGCGUAACGGGGGAAUACUUUGAUAUCCGAGGAAUAUCGUCGUUCAACGGCGAGCGUGAUUUAUAUAGAAAGAAGGAUCGAAGGAAAAUGGUACUUUAAUCAGUCCAACCGGAACGCGUACGAAAAAUAGCGAGGAAUGCGCGGUUCAUGAUAGUGUUACGGGCGGGCUUUCCGGUGCAGUUUCCUUGCGACGAAGCGUCGUUCCGGAGAAUAUUUUUCUUUCAUCUUCGUUCCUAGAAGACAGAGGCGCGCCUUCGUGGCGAGUUACGCGAAUUACGGAGCUGUAACUCAUCGAGAACUCAUGUAAAUACUAAAUUUUGUCCUUUGGUCGGUCCGCGGGUUAACGAUUGAACGGUGAUCGAUGCCUUUUGAUGAUUCGUGUUGUUGGCAGAUUGAGGUCCUCUGCGGCUAUCGACGAUAGCCUGGAAUUAGUGGUCUAAUGAGAGCGGGAACCAUUGAGAGGCAGUGACCGCUGCGCGCUGAAACGAGCAUCGAACCGCUCUCGAAUUUAUUUUUCAUAUUAUGACGAGCGGAACGACGAUGCUUGGCGGCUGAUUAACCGGUCAUCGUCGAUCGUUCCUCUUCAGAUCGAUUCCUCGCGUGUCUGUCCCUGAUACGGCGGACACGUUGCUAUUCUCUCUCUCUCCGCACGUAUCUACACGGUGCCAAUCUUAGCGUAAUGAACGUAACGCCGAUCUGGCCAUUCAGUAUGGCUUUUGUAAGAAACUCGACUAAGGGAAUGGUAAGAAGGUAUAAUAGGUAACGUCAUUCUUCGAUGAGCUUUGUUCGGCAACGUUUCCGGAGUCGGUCGAAGCACAAUUUAUAAGGUGCUAAAGGAGGUAGUUAAAGUUUGCAAUGAGGGGCAAUGUGGGCCUCCGUUUAAUGCGAAGAUAAUUUACUCUAUGUGGGUUAUACGAAGUACAUGGAUUACACAGUGUGCUGUGUAACUUGUGAUGUAACUGAAAAAGAAAUUAUUUCUAAGUGAAAAUAUACUAUUUUAUUCUGUCUUAUUUCAAUAUUUGUCUUCAUUUAAAUUUCAGUGAAUAUACUUUUAUAUUUCCUUCUUGAGUAUGUGUAUUAUUUUCUUUUUUUAGGUAAAUCAUGUUUUGUAGUUACUGGUUACCUAAAGCUUAUAUUAAUAAGAGAUGAGUAUCACAUUAUCAAAAAAGAAAAUUGUGAAAUGUAUCCAAAUAUUAAACUCAUAUAACGUGUUUCGCGAAUAGCUUUUUAUUACAUUGUACGGAUAUUGUUGUGAUUUAUAAUCUACGCUAUAAAUCUAGACAUCGUAUUGCUGAAUAUUUUUUCCAUUACUUUUGAAAAAUUCUAAUUUACCUUAUAACGAUGGUAUUGCAGUAUUCGUGCAUUGUAAGUAAAAAGUUCAUCGGUACAUUUUUGGGUCAUCUAGAAUUUUAUUGCAAUAUCAAAUCUAUACUACUACAACACAUGUAAAUAAUAGCAUGGCGAAAAAUAUUAUUACAUUGUUUUCCAACAACUUUAUUGAUAUAAUAUACAUUUGUAAACAAUUUAUAAUGGAAAAAUUAAAAUAACAGUUAUUGUUUCACCGAAUACUACAAUGCAAAACUUCUAAAUAGAAUUAUUUGGCUUCUGUAUAAAGUAUUAAUAUUAUUGCAUUUAGGAUAGAAUGAACUAGUAUUCGCUAGGCAAUGGCCGGGCGUUAAAUUCUGUUGGUAUUACGGAGUUGAAAUUGCUUCCAUUAUGUUUGGUAAUUUAGCUACUAAUUUAACAUGCUUCGAGGUAAUCGCUCUUAUAGCUGGAAAGCCUUUUACAACCAAUGUUCCGCAAUUAACGGAUAAUCGGUUUUAAUUUAUGCCUAUCAAAACCAACUGAAACACGAUGUGACAUUAAUCCUGGCAGAUAUAUGGAUCGAUGCACUAUCAAUUUCUUAUGUUCUCAAAUUAAAAAAUUCUUCGAUUUACCGAGGAAAUACAGUGCAAUACAUCACCAUCUUAGAUUAUCAACAUUCUAGAUACUUAUUAUUCGAAUCUUUUGUUUCCUGGAUGUUUGUUUCUAGCAACAGGAAAAUUCCAAUAUCCAGCGACACCAUUAAAAAAGAAGGUAAACAGGAAAUAUUACAAAAUUGCUUUAGGACAUUGUAUUCCUCAAUAAUAUAUUUAUAAAUAAUACCUGACAGAAACAAAUAAUUUUGAACAUGAACGUUUUGGAUAUGUAUGAAACAUUAUACAACAGUUUCCACGUGUUACAAACAUGGAAGCAAUAUUUUCCUCUGUAUCGUCAUUCCUAACUCAUACGCGCGUCCCAAAUUUAAUACUCUAAAUACUGGAUUUCUCUUUCUGUAGAUUCAAAGAACAAAUUUUCUUUCAAAAUGCUUCUUACAAAUGUUUUUUAUCGUUUAUUACUUUUGCUUUCCUUUUUAAGACACAACAUACAAUUUUAUUGAAAAAUUUCUCCUUAAAUAUUUUACAAUAUUACGGUAAUAGAAAAGAUAGUAAUUAUCCAUAAGGAGGUGCCACUCGCCGAUUUCAAUGAAGUGAAAGACAUUUCUAAUUAGUUUCUGUUACUUUAGCUUAGUACUGUUGUAUCUAUACAUAUACUAUACAUCGUAUCCCUAAAGUUUCACAUAUGUUUGUAUCAAUUGAGGAAUCUAUAGACAAAUCUAAAGACAAAAACAAUUGUAUAGGCAAAAUUUUGUUAAUAUGUCAAAAAGGAGAUUAAAAAAUUACGCAUUGUCAACAUAAUACCCUCGAUAACAUAUUCAAAAUUCAUUGAAAUUAGUGUCACCCAUUCUGUAUAAUUACCAAAGAAAUCAAAUUUCAUUACUAUAUUUCAAAGGACAGAAUACUGUAAGGAACUAAAUAUAAACAAAUUUUUCCAGAAAUAUUCGUUAAACAAGAAAUCCCGUACAUUCGAGUGCCAGUAAAGAUUUCAUCACCGAUACCAUUGGAAAGUUGAGAAACAAGUUUCCUUUAAAUAUAACUUCAAUCUGUCGCUAUUCCGUUUAGGUAUCUCUCUAUGCCUAGAUGCCUUGGUUCACACAAAUCUAAAACCUCUCGAUUGAACAAGAUCGAAAGCGAUGUAGAACAUUUCGUGGUCCCAUUUCAUUGGUUGUUUCACCAGAUGCACAGGCGUAGUGUCGUUUUCUCCUCGUAAAUCGUUGCUUAGAACGAACUCGAAACCGAAACGUUGCCAAAACUUUAUGGAAGACCAAUGUAUAUACCCUGUACACUAAAAACCGUUAAAACAUCGAAACAUUCGGCGAUGCUUAUUGAAAUUCUCUCUUACAAUUAACGUUCAAGUAAUAACGGUCUGCGUGCGUGUGUUUGUUGCGGGUACGUGGGUGUGUAAUACGUGUGCAUUUUUAUGUGUGUGUGUCACGGGCUUGAACGGAGUAUCUGGCGUCGGGUCAACGGGUCACGCGCUCGAAUCAGUCGUAUCCAAGAGCUUUCGAAAAUAGUCACACGUGGCCGCGGUAUCGAAGCGUCAAAUAAGAUUCCGGGAUGUGAAAUACAGGGACGUGGCGUGAAUUUAUUGGCAAGAUUUGCGUCGCUAUGUGUGUGCGCUCUCUCCUGCCGACCAUGCUGCCACCCUGUUUCUUACUUCGCCGAAAAUGUUUGAACCGUUGCAUGUUGGUAACGGUACAUAGGGGACUGCCAUUGGUCACCGGGAUAUUUGACUCACGGAACCUUUUCUAUGGGACGCUUUCGAAUGACGAUCCAGGAGGGACAGGAUUGCUGAAGAAGCAAGUGGUUGAAUGUUGAUGUAAUUCAGACGAAGAAUUUCUUUUAAGUGAUGGUGUGUAAAUACAUAUACCGAUCGUAUUUUCAUUAAAUAUGAGUAUAUAGGAUGUUGCGUGUUUGGUAAUUUGUAAAUGUCUCUGAUUACUUGUGUCGGAAUUCAGUAUAGAAAUCAAUCAAAAAAUAAUACGAAUGAUAUGUAUCUAUUAUAUAUUUUAUAAGGCAUUGAACACGUGGAAAUUAUAUAUAAAAAUGAAAAUAUUUUUUCAACGAAAUUAACUCUGAAAUUGAAAUAAAAAUAACUUUGUUUAUUAAUCCGCAAACUUAUGCAAGUGAUGUAUAUUUGAAAGUUAAUAAUUAGUUGAGAUUGUCAUAUUUAAAUAUUCAGAUUAUUAAUACUAGAUCAUUUUUAUUUAAUAAUUUUCCAAUAUCUACGUUAGAAUUCGUUUAUAAUUCGAUCAAAUUUAUUGUGCUGACAAGAGUAUAUUUUUUCGUACCACCCUACUAAAUGAGCAUGAUAUAAUUGUUCAAAUAUAAUAAUAACGCCAAAAUAAAUUAAUGUACUUAUAUAGGUAUUUAUGGAACACAGAUUUUUUUAUUACGUUUUACAGUUCGAUAGAUAUCGACAUCAUAAACGUUUUACUAUAAUUUGACUGUAGAAUUAUUAGCAGAGAAAUAAAUUUGUCCUCGAAUUUCUCAUUUGGAAAAUCAUGAUCAAAAGGCUUAGUACUUACGUAAUUGAGACUUACUUACUUAGUACUUACCUAGUAGCAUUUAUACAUCAUUUAUAAAUUUUCACACUUAGCAAUUAGGAACCAUCUAACACUUCUAAUUUAUCAUAAAUGAAUUAUGCAACACGCAAUGUCUGGUAAACUCAGGCAGAAAUGUUUACAAUCGCAAUAAAUUAUUAAUAUUAUCAUUUACAUAACAACUAAAUAUAAAAUUUCCAUUACCUGAAAGUGUAACGACUGAACUUAUGUUGGACUUGCCACGACAUUCCGUUCAAGACAGUGAGUUGCAACGAGGUCGAUGUAAUUAUGGAUCCAUCUAAUUCCUCGAGACGACGAUGUAAACGUUAUUUUAUUAUCGGUAACGGAUAGUAACAGAGAAUUAUACAUAUAGCUAUGCUUUACUACCUGAAACGGUACAGAAAUUGUUACAAUAAUUGCUCAGCGAAAUAAGGGGCGAGAUGACGAGGUUGUUCAUCGCUUACUG
This is a messenger RNA of Nomia melanderi (Alkali bee), 10066 nucleotides long. RefSeq names its product protein O-mannosyl-transferase TMTC1. Gene Ontology annotation, molecular function: protein binding. NCBI's taxonomy places the organism in Eukaryota, Metazoa, Arthropoda, Insecta, Hymenoptera, Halictidae. The record is from RefSeq and is a predicted model, not a curated record.